Acromyrmex echinatior (Panamanian leafcutter ant) is the source of this 4868-nucleotide messenger RNA. It is a transcript of the gene Hr4, whose product is annotated as nuclear hormone receptor 4. Gene Ontology annotation, biological process: regulation of DNA-templated transcription. NCBI's taxonomy places the organism in Eukaryota, Metazoa, Arthropoda, Insecta, Hymenoptera, Formicidae. Gene Ontology annotation, molecular function: DNA-binding transcription factor activity; sequence-specific DNA binding; zinc ion binding. The record is from RefSeq and is a predicted model, not a curated record.
UAGGUGACGUCACACUUAGGUACAUAGUGAUUGCACUUAAAUCAUCAAAAGAUUCGAGCGCGCACGGAGAUCGUACUUUUGACCGGGAUUCGCGACUUAGGCAGCUAAUUGGCUGAGAAGACCAUUAUCGGUCUUCGUCGUCGGGAUCUCGCGGCUUCCCCCUGUUGUGCGACGGCGUCUCGCAGCCUGGAAGCGAUUCAGGUUGAAAUCGAUUUCGCAUAAUUCCCGAUCCGGGAUAUAAUUCUCCCCGAUAUAUAAUAACGAGGAUCACGUGCCAUGAAUAUUAUUUCCCCACGUUUAGCGAAUGUAGCAAGGAGGAAUACACUGUCGGACUUGGUGACCCGCGCUUGUCUGGAGACGGAUAACGAAGUGCGUUAAUAUCAAAGACUACGAAAUGAACAGUGACAAUCGCAAAGAGCAAGAUUGUGGGCGAGGUCCGCUGUGUUCUCGCAACGAGUUUCCGCACCGUCGUUACGGCGGAAAGCCACGAGAGCGCCCUUGCUGAAAGUUAUUCGAACUCGCGAGUGAGAGUGUUAAUCGCAUCGCUGAGGAACAUGAGACACAAAGGCGAGAAGGGCAGUUAGUUUGACGUAAAGCGGCUUCGGCCGACGUCAUGUCCGCCGUUGACUCGCAGCGCAGAAUUUCCCGUUUUCUGUGAGACAAUUCGAUUUUUUCCGAUACGGGAGGAUCGCGCCCAGAAGAGGCGCCCGGAGCCAAUUUGGAGCGACCGUUGACCUUGACCGAGGCCAUUUCGGCCACGACCGAUUGAGGACCACGCAAACUGCCUAACCAGCACUCAGUACUAAUAACUACAAUAGAUAGAGACUGUUCUCUCUUUGUGUUUAUCUCUUUCUUUCUCUCUUGAGAAUUAUUAUCGAUCUAGCCAGCUGUCGACCGUUCCAUCUCCAACGUCCAGAGUCCAAGAGGGGAUCUGUAUGAAAAGUCUGAGACCAAUCAUCAGCCCGUAGACCAGGAGAUCCUGUUUAAGAGAUUCUGCACUUAAAGUGAUUCUGCGUCAAAGCGCAGCAGAGCGAUGCUAUACUAGUGACGUUACCGUUGCUACGUCACGAUAACGGUAAUCCGCGUACGAGCGGCGCAGUUGCGCAGAACGGAGAAUCACCAACCUUCGUUGUUGUAGUUCAGAGCAAUGAGAGCGCCUCGUGGAAUUUAAAAGUGAAACUGUGACACGUUAUCCGGUGCCUUCUCCCAUUCUUUUUGCUUCUACUAUCUACCACGCGUCCUCUACUUUUCUUUAGUUUAUCCGCCACGUUACCUUGUGUCUCUUCCUUCUUUCCUCUUCCUCGGUAUUUCUCCUCACUUGAUCGGCGCGACCCUCGUUUCCCUCUCUUUCUUCUUUCUUCCACGAUCUCAUCAAGUGAAGCCGCGCGCGAAAGGAAAAGAGAAGAGCGCGAGUGAAAGUGAAUCUCGUUAUGAAUUUACAGAGUGAUCAGUCGCUCGUUAUAUUGUGAUUAUACGUUGGUGAAGCGUUUGGAUUAGAUCGGUAUACGAUGAUUAGCAUAUUACACGAGUCCGGUACCACCGGCAGCAGCAGCUGAAACCGCCAACCUAUCAGGCGUCGACCAGGCGGAACUUUUGCAACUGAGGAUUUAGAAGGGUAAGAAGAGGAAGUGCUACCAGCUGGCGCUCACGUUGAUGGCCGAUCAUCGACGAACCAAAAAUGAAUUAUGACCCUUCCGAGCAGCCCGUGUGAGAUAGAAAACAUGAGCUUGUUUCAAGAUCUCAAGUUGAAAAGGAGAAAGGUCGACUCCCGAUGUAGUAGCGACGACUCCCCGGUAUCCCUCGGAUCAGCAGGCUCGCCGCAGGGGAAUCCGACGACGGACGCACCUUCACCCAUAAACUUUCCUGCUCCAGGGGAGAGCAUGGCCGACACCUCAACUCUGUCGCCGGAAACGAACAUGCCGAGCUCGCCGGGUUGCCAGAUCAGAGUAACGAGUGAGUAUAACCUGCUGGGCAGCCCGAGUCCAGGGCCACCACGAGGAGACUCCCUUCGUGGUAUCGGCAGUAGUGAUGGCGGAGGUGGAAGAGGAAACGGUCAAGAGGGUCGCGACGCGGGAUGCUCGGAUCGUGCGUCGCCUGACUCGGUCUUCCCGGAUGCCGGUUCGAUGAUGAGCUUCAGGGUCUCUGAUGAGCAACAACAGCAACAUCAUCAGCAAUCACAGCAGCAGCAUCAGCAACAACAACAACGCUCCAUCACUCCCGUACAGAUCAAAACGUCGCCGUACUCGCCAAUUCCAGCAGUCUCAUCGACUCCGAUUGCCCAGGAUGCCUCCUCGAGGAGUGACAGCCCGGACUUAAAGGGCGACCUAUCGUCCGUCCAGACCAAGGAAGAAUCCGACAAUUCGGUCUUUGAUGGAGGUGGGGGCGGUAGUAGUGGCGGUGGCAGUGGUGUCGGUGGUCGUUCAGAAGCCUCCAACCAACCUAGUCACCGGAAUAGCCCGUCAUCUCAAUUCAACUUGAACCUGAACAUUAGUCCCGGCGCAGUUGGUUCAGCCAGACCACACGGAUCCCUGCAACAGCAACACUCACCACCGGCACCACCAAGAUCACGCGCACCCCCGGUACCACCGCAUCUGUUGGUGGCUCAUCAUCAAUUUUGGUCUCAGAACACUACUAGCGUACAGGGAUUCGCUACGCAGAGGCUACUCAAUGGUGUCAUCAGCAGUGCCGUUAGUUACGGUGGGCAGAAUGCAACAACUGUCUCCACCAGUUCCAGCGGUACCAAUGUCAGCUGUGUCACUACCGGUGCUACCACCACGGCAACCUCGUGUGAAGGUAUGAAACCACCGGCGCAGAGAGCAGCGCCAGCACCACCGCGGCCCCCGCCCACGGUGUUAAUGGGUGAAAUCGGCGGCGUCCGUACGAUGAUAUGGUCAGCGCCACCGUUGGAUCCGGUACCACCACCAGCAGCAUCCUGGUCUGCUACAGCGGCAGCGACCGCCUCAUGCUCUUCGUCGGAGGAGUCGGCUGCCCAGCUAUUGCUGAACCUUGGCCAGGAAUCCAGGGGUAAACCACCCUCGUCCCCCGCGGUUACGUACUCAUCCGCCGUCGGACCGCCGCUCAACAUGGAGAGGCUGUGGGCCGGCGAUCUGACGCAGCUGCCGGCCGCGCAACAGAUGCAGGCGCUGAAUCUCACGGCGUCCGGUUCCGUCGCGCAACCGUGGGUUAGCAAUGGUGGUACUGUUGUCAAAUCUGAGGCGGCCUCGCAAUCCAUAUCGGUGGCACCGCCUGCGCCUCCUUUACCGCCUCAGGAAAACGAAGAAGACGAAACGCCUAUGAUAUGCAUGAUCUGUGAGGACAAGGCGACCGGCUUGCACUACGGUAUUAUCACAUGCGAAGGAUGUAAAGGCUUCUUCAAGAGGACCGUACAAAAUAGACGGGUGUACACAUGCGUGGCAGAGGGAGGCUGCGAAAUUACGAAGGCUCAGAGAAACAGGUGUCAAUACUGCCGGUUCAAGAAGUGCAUCGAACAGGGUAUGGUCCUGCAGGCGGUUCGAGAAGACCGGAUGCCUGGAGGAAGAAAUUCGGGUGCAGUAUACAACCUUUAUAAGGUGAAGUAUAAGAAACACAAGAAAAGCAACAAGACGUCGGGUGGCGUCGGUGGUAUGAGUGGCGGUAACGUCGGUGGUGUAAACGGCUCGGGUACUCUCGGGGGUGCCAAGAGUACAAUGGGUACGACGAUGCUAGACAAGCAUAUGGCCGCGGCUGCUGCCCAUCACAGCCAGCAACAGCAGCAGCACGCCCAACUAGCUGGUAGUUUCCUUCAUCAUCACAAAAUCUCAUCAGGCGAGCCACUCAACUCACCACCCACUCCUAGCCACCCGAGCCAUCCUGCGCAUUCGGGUCAUCUCGUCAACGGGACUAUCCUGAAGACGGCGCUCACUAAUCCCUCUGAAGUGGUACACUUACGACAAAGGUUAGACAAUGCAGUUAGCAGUUCGAGGGAUCGAGUAUUUCCUUUGGACGCAACCUUAACUAUGAUUCAAACCCUUAUAGACUGCGACGAGUUCCAAGAUAUCGCCACAUUGAGGAACUUGGACGAGCUGCUGGACCAUAAUUCAGAUUUAAGUGACAAGCUGUGUCAGAUAGGAGACAGCAUAGUGUACAAGUUGGUGCAGUGGACCAAAAGGUUACCGUUUUACCUUGAGCUGCCGGUCGAAGUUCACACGAGGUUGCUCACCCACAAGUGGCAUGAACUUCUUGUGCUGACCACAUCUGCCUACCAAGCAAUGCACGGUCAUCAUAGGUUGACAAAUGUCUCUACUGACGGGACGGGUGCAGACUUUAUGCAAGAAGUAACGAACAAUAUGUAUACGUUGCAAAGAUGCCUAACCAGCAUGAUGGGUCGGCCGAUAACCAUGGACCAAUUGCGGCAAGAUGUAGGGCUCAUGGUGGAAAAAAUCACAUAUGUCACGUUAAUGUUUAGGCGAGUGAGGCUACGAAUGGAGGAGUAUGUCUGUCUAAAAGUAAUCACUAUGCUCUCACAAGACACGAAAUCACGAGGAAGUACAUUGGAAUUAGAACAAAUACAAGAACGGUACAUGAGCUGUCUGCGAAGUUUUGUCGAGCACAGCGCUCCUCAGCAGCCAGGUCGAUUUCAUGAUCUUCUUGUCAGGUUACCCGAAGUACAAUCGGCGGCGACUUUACUACUCGAGAGUAAAAUGUUCUACGUUCCUUUCCUAUUGAACUCAGCAAUUCAAAGAUAGUAAAUAAAUAAAAUGACGAUGAACGAAGCUGAAUACCUAUAUACAUGCUAUACAUACGUUAUAAAAAUAUAUACAGAAAAAGUAAAGGAGCGAACAAACAACAAACGAACAGAAACAAAGAAAAAGGUUCAAUGAAAGACAAAG